This is a messenger RNA of Linum tenue, 141 nucleotides long. Lineage: Eukaryota; Viridiplantae; Streptophyta; Magnoliopsida; Malpighiales; Linaceae. The record is from the annotation of a GenBank genome assembly.
AUGGCGCAGUGCUUGGCGAUCGGCUGGGGAAUUGAUUUGGCGAUGGAGAAUGGCUUUGGUUCCUGUGAAGUGGAGUCAGACUGUCUAGGUGUGGUUCAGAAGCUCCAAAAGGAGGAAACGACGUUGUCGAAAGAAGAAUGA